Molecule: messenger RNA, 594 nt
Organism: Trichomonas vaginalis G3
Lineage: Eukaryota; Parabasalia; Trichomonadida; Trichomonadidae
Product: GTPase protein
Exons: 1
Coding region: 1-594 (197 amino acids)
Molecular function (GO): GTPase activity; GTP binding
Source: RefSeq, a predicted model, not a curated record
AUGUGCCCAUCAUCUAUUCCUGUAAAGGUUGUUCUUCUUGGAUCUGGUGCUGUUGGAAAGACUUGCAUAGCCACUCGAUAUGUACGUGGAAAUUUUUUGAACUCGACAGUUUCUACGGUCGGAGCAUCAUAUUAUACAAAAACUUUCGUCAUAGGACAGGAUCAAUACGACUUUAACAUAUGGGAUACUGCUGGGCAAGAACUAUAUCGUAGUUUGACACCAAUGUAUUACAGAAAUGCACAUGCAGCACUCAUCGUUUUCGACGUUACAAGCAGGUCAAGCUUUGAAGACGCAGAAACAUGGAUUAAAGAUCUGCUCGAUAUCAAUGAAGGCGUUUUCGCAAUUUUGAUCGCAAAUAAAAUCGAUCUUGAUAGAAUUAUUGAAGAAUCAGAAGGACAGAAAUUAGCAGAUAAAUACGGACUUUUGUAUGUAGAAACUAGUGCUUGCACUGGAGUUGGAAUUGACAAAGCAUUUCAAAUGAUUAUUCAACAAAUUCAAAAUUCUGAUAAACUCAAAUCAAAGCUACAUAAGAAUUCACCAGCUACUCAAGGAAAUGAAGCGAAACCAAGUGAUAAAGAAUCAGGAUGCUGUUAA